Messenger RNA from Terrapene triunguis (Three-toed box turtle), 2011 nucleotides. RefSeq names its product proline rich 14 (gene PRR14). NCBI's taxonomy places the organism in Eukaryota, Metazoa, Chordata, Testudines, Emydidae. The record is from RefSeq and is a predicted model, not a curated record. Bases 82 to 1581 code for a protein of 499 amino acids. The transcript has 8 exons.
CAGGGGGCGCCGCAGCAGAGCCGGGGGCUGGGGGCAUCUCCCUCCAUCUCCCAGCAGGGGAAGGAGCUGGUGACGUCGCCCAUGGAGAGGGCCCAGCAGCGCGUCCUGACUGUGGCACUGGAGGAGUGCCCCAUGGCAGCAGAUGCCAGCCUUCAGCAGGAAGAUCUGCUGAUGCCGUCGCCUCCUAGCACGGUUGAUCAGCUGACAGCAUCUUCCUCUUCCUCGGACCAGUGGGAGCGCUGCCCACAGCCCGAUCCUGUCCCAGAAGAAGCCGAGCCACCUGGCAGCCUCCUGCCUUCCUCUUCCUCCGCCUGGCCUCCCCCAAUCUGUUCGCUGCUGCGCCCCCGGGCCACGGUCCCCCCCUUGCGGCACUGGGGCAUCGCCCCGCUCUUCCAGAGUGUCAAAUCCAAGCUGGAGACCUUCGCCGACAUCUUCCUGAGCCCGGUCAAGCCGCGCCUGCGCCCCCCGCCAUCUCCUCAUCCGGAUGAGGGAGAGGGUGGGGGGCAGCCGGCGGAGCCCCCCCGCCCCGAGGAGGAGCCAGCGCUGAGCCGGAGCGGGCCAAGCCAGCAGGGGGCGCACAGCUCGCGCCAAGGGGUGAACAUUGAGGUGAAAAUUGCCAUCUUGCAGCCAGCGGAGAGGAGGGGCCCUGGCGAGGCCAAAGAUGAUGGGGAUGGGGACAGCAUUGUGAGCCGCCGACCCCCCAUCUGCCAGUGGCGCCUGAGCCCUGAGGACCCCAGCCAGCCCCGCCUGGGCCGCAGCUACUCCUGCCCGGACUUCCCCUGGGCCAUGCCGUCCCCAUUGCCAGCGUCCGCCCCCUGCCCACCUCGCCGGCGCCGUCACACAGUCUGCAGCCUGGAGGUGUCGCGGGAGUUGCUGCGGGGCCACCCCUCGCCCCCCAUCCUGCCCUGCCUGCGCAAGGAGGUCUUCCCCUUCCCGUCCCCGGCCUCCCGCCACCUGCUCAGCCCAGUGGUGUGCAUGACCCGCUGCAAUGAGGCCCGUUCCUCCUGCCCAGGGCCACCCCACCACGAGGAGCCUGCCACUGCCCUGCUUUGCCCCAGGGACGGCUCCCAGCGCCCGGAGCAGGGGGACAGGGGCCAUGGCGUCACCACAGGUGGGAUUCUCCUGUCACACACAGAUGCCAAGUGCUCCCAGGAAGAGACCACAGGGAAAGUGUCCCGCUUCCGCAUCCGCAAGACCCCAGCCAAACAGCAAGCCAACCUCACGCCAAUGGGCCUGCCCAGGCCGGUCAGGUUGGACAAGAAGGAGUUCAGUUUGGAGGAGAUCUACACGAAUAAGAACUAUCGCACUCCCACCGAGAAGCGGACCUUCGAGACGAUCUUCGAGGAGCCUCGGGAGCGGAACGGGGCACUGGUGCUUACCAGCCAGCGCAAGCUGAAGCGCACCAUGGAAUUCCAGGACAGCAGCCUGCCCCGCAAGCAGCGCCGUGCCCGGCCCCGGGGGAGGCUGGCGGGGCGAGCGCCAGGUGGGCGCCGGGCCCCACCCCAGCACCCCGACCUGGAGGAACUGCUGCGCCAGCGCCUGGCCGAGCUGGACGCCCUGUUUGAAGCUGAUGGGGACUAGGGGGCGCUGUGCACUGUCCAGAUCCAUGCUGGGCAUUGAGCCAGAGACUGAGUGGCCCCCUCUGUCCUUGGUAUUGCUCACUGGCCUGGGGGAGCUCCCAGAAUCCUCUGGGAUCCUAGGAGAGUAGUUACCUCACAGGAUACUCCCAGAAGCCUCAGCUCUUCCAGGGAGCAUCUCCCCUGGGGGUACACCCAGAAUGUCCUGCUAUUGGAUCCUCCUAGAGCCAUCGUGUCCUAUGGGGUACUCCCAGAAUCCUCUGCUCCCCUGGGGCUCCUGGACCCACGUCCAAGCAGAGAGAGAUGUCCUAGUUCUACCCAGAAUCCUUUGCUGCCCAGGAGGAGUCAUCUCCUCCUUGAGCCCUAGUUCCACCCAGAAUUGGCUGCUUCCCUGGGGGCAGCUCUUGGCUGCUCCCAGAUCUGCCUGAGCUGAG